Molecule: messenger RNA, 2333 nt
Organism: Brassica napus (rape)
Lineage: Eukaryota; Viridiplantae; Streptophyta; Magnoliopsida; Brassicales; Brassicaceae
Source: RefSeq, a predicted model, not a curated record
AUCCCACAUUGUCGUUUUGCUUACACACACACACACUGUCGUUUUGCUAACAAUCAGAGUUAUUUACUGUCCCUACAUCACAGGAGGGUUUUAGGUUCAUUUCAGUCCUCUCUCUGAAGUGAACGAAUCUUAUUAUUGUUAGUUUGCCUUUUUGCAGUUGGUUGUGAGUUGAGCUUUAUAAGCUUUAACCAAUUAGGUUCUCGUUGUUGAAUAAAUAAAGAACCAUAUGACGAUUGAUCUGAGAACUGUGGAGUGUCUAAGAGGGAGACUACUUGCAGAGAGGCAAGUUUCAAGGUCUGCUAAAGAAGAAGCAGAGCUCAUUACCAGAAGGAUGGAAGAGCUGGAGAAACAUCUGAAAGAAGAGAUCAGAUUAAGAGAAAAAGCAGAGAAGAGACUAAAAUUUCUGAUUAAAAAGCUUGAGUUCAUAAAAGGGUCAAACAGUUCUGAGAGUUCAGAGCAAUCAAGUUCAUCUGAAGCUUCUUGUUUGUCAUCGGUUUCCACUUCAGCAUCCAAUGAAGAAGAAUAGAAGAACAAGAAAGAAACUCAUGGAAAUGGAUUUUUGGAGGAAGGAAAAGUAUAUCAAGCAACUGAAAAUGUUGUCUCCAGGGUAAAAGAGUUAAAUUCAAAUGUCAUAGUUGUUUCUUCUGGUGAAGUAAGUGUUAUUGCUUCAGCGUCAAGUCAGGAAGGAGAAUCACAGGCUGGUAAUGAUUUUUCUAAGGGCUCAGAUACAUCUUAAGAUAGUUCCAUAUCUUUAAAACCAAGAAGUUCAGGACCGAAGCUAGUAGCAUGUUAUAUGUUGUGUUUCAUUUCAGUACAAGUGGUAGUUAUCCUAAUUAUUAUGAGUCAGCGGUGACAUUAUCAGCUGUAAACCUAUUGGUUGUGACUUGCGAUACUAAGCAUUAGUAUAUCUAACUUACGAGUUUUAUGAAAUAAUUUUUUGAAACAUAACAAAUGUGUUUAAUGGACGACAACGAAUGAAGUAUAUAUCUAGCUUUCUUAUAACACUAAAUCAGGUUACAAAUAGUGUGACAAAAGUACGUAUAGCAUGUCAGUACAGAAAUUUGUAAAUCCAAGCAUUGUCGAUAAGUAUUGAAACACCCGCCCCUUCCCCAUUUCCAACCGGGGUUCCUGGGUGCGGGGUUUAGGACACACAUGUCUACUUUCCCGACAUUUCCGUGUGUCCCGUUUCUGGUCCCAUGAGUUUCAGGUGCGUUUCCUUUCUUACCGUCGAUAUUUCCACUUAUAGUUCUGCAAAAAAAAGAGAGAGGAAAAGAGGAGUGAGUAUGAAUACUCAGUGAAACGAUUCUAGACCAGUCUCUCCCAUGAGCUUUUAUACCGCUCAAUGCGAAACGAGAACCGACUAGUCACUACACCCAUUUCUUAACUAACUAUUAAAGUUUCAUUUCACAAAACAAACAGUGCAAUGAACUCAGUCAUCGCUCAAUUCACACAAUUCGGUUUAUUAUUUAAGACUCCAUUCAUCCUAUAACUCUAUGACCUACACAGCUCAAGCGGACCAACCCUCCCCUUUUCUUGCUGCGUUCCUGUGGAGCCGCCUGCCCUGGUACACUCGGCAUCCGGUUCCCUUGGAUGUAGUCUAUACCCUUUGCAGUGUAUUACGGCCCCUUCCCGCCAAGACUCGGCGUGACUCAAUCUUACCGGCGCCUCUAUUCUUAACCUGCCGUUUUUGAACGUUACGGCCGCCGCGUUUUCCCAUACUCCCCACCAGUCCCUCGGUGGUUCGUAUACCAUUUCUAUUCGUUUCCAUACUCACCACCAGUUCCUCGGUGGUUCGUAUUUCAAUCACUUAACUUUUCCUUUUUCUUUUAUUUCCUUUUCCCUUAUCAUUUCCUUUUCAUUAAACCCUUAGACUCUUUAUUACUUUCCUUUUUAGACGCCACCCGUUCUUGGUGUCACACUCAAUCCAUUUAACAAUCAUUCAUAGUUAUCCUACCAUUCAUCUAACAGACCGGUUAACAGUUCUCUUAUUAUCCUAUGUUCAUUUCUUUAUAACCAUCCUAGCUCUUAAACACAACCACAGAUCUUCAACCAAUCAAACAAUCAAUCAAUCAUCAACACACCAGUUUAUUUAGAAUCUUAAAUCAGUACGAGAGUUAUAAUGCAAUAUGGUCUAACAACCUAACAACAACCAGGAUCUACUCAAUCCUAGAUCCAUAUUCAACAAUAUAGAAGAACAUGAAAGAGAUCUGGGUAGAACACCUCACCUUAGCUUAGAUCUGGUUCUGGAUCUGAGAUGAGAGGCGAGAGAAGUGAGAGUUGAGAACACGGACACCACACGACCACCACCACCACUCGCGGUUGCUCACGGCGAG